CCUGCUUCCCAUCCUCCGCGAGCCCGCCGUCAUCUGACUCCUCCCGGGUAGGGACGGGCUCGGCGAGAGGAAGCGGCCCCGGAUGGAAGCGGCGGCCACGGGCGACGGUUGCGGGCCGCGGCUGCCCCCGGGGGGAGAGGCGGCGGCGGAAGGAGAGCCCCUCCUCGUGGCCGAGCUCAAGCCGGGACAACCCCAACAGCAUGACUGGAAAUCCAGCUGCGAGACCUGGAGUGUGGCCUUCUCCGCCGAUGGGACUUGGUUUGCCUGGUCACAGGGCCACUGUGUGGUCAGGCUGCUCCCGUGGCCUUUGCAGAGGACUGAGCACCACGUCAAAGCUUUGGAGCCCAAGAACCAGUGUGCAAAAACCAAGGCCAAGGGUUACGGUGGGACCAAGGAGAAGAGCUUGGAAUGUGGACAGAUUGUCUGGGGUCUGGCGUUUAGUUCGUGGCUGCCGCCCCAAUCACAUAAGUAUCUCCCCUGGAAGGAAACCUCUCCUUGCUUGAUCCUGGCCACAGGAUUACAUGACGGGCAGAUUAAAGUCUGGGAAGUAGAAACAGGAAACUUGCUUUUUCACCUUGUGGGGCACCAAGAUGUGGUGAGGGAUUUGAGCUUUGCACCCGGCAACCCUUGUUCCAUUCUUGUCUCCGCAUCCCGGGACAAAACGCUUCGUGUCUGGGACCUCGGUCAAAAUGGGAAGCAAUUGAAAGUGCUUUCUGGACAUUUGCAGUGGGUUUACGGUUGCUCCAUUUCUCCCGACGGUCAGAUGCUCUGCUCCGUGGCCGGAGAGAAAUCAGCUCUGCUCUGGAGCAUGAGCUCCUAUUGCCUGCUGCAGAAACUCGAAGGCCACCAAGGCUGCGUGGCGUCUUGUGACUUUUCUCCGGAUUCUGCUCUGCUUGCCACUGCCUCCUACGACACCUGCGUGAUCCUCUGGGAUCCCUGCACGGGGGAGAAACUAAGAUCCCUUUGGCAUGUCCCCUUGCAACCUGCAGUGGACCAAGGUGUGAACUUCUACACCAGCUCCUUGAGGUCGGUGUGCUUCUCACCCGAAGGCCUCUUCCUUGCCACAGUGGCAGACGACAGGCUCCUCCGGAUUUGGGCAUUAGAGCUUGAGAAUCCUGUUGCUUUUGCUCCUGUGAAGAACGGUCUCUGCUGCACUUAUUUUCCACACGGUGGGAUCAUCGCAACGGGGACCAGAGAUGGCCACGCCCAAUUUUGGACAGCACCUCAAGCUCUGUCUUCUCUAAAGCACUUGUGCCGGAAAGUUCUCCGUGGCUGCUUCACCAGCUACCAAGUCCAGGCGCUGAGCAUCCCCAAGAAGAUGAAGGAAUUCCUCACCUACAGGACUUUAUGACACCGGCCCAAAGGAGGCGCUGCUGUGACUGAUCCGUUUCUCGCUUUGCAUCGUGUUGCACACACCAAGACAAGACAAAACUCUUUGGGAUGCCAAGCAAGGAAGCAACCUCAUUUCCUAGCUGAGAAAAUGACCCCAAGGAUGCUGUUGGCAAAUUCUCUUUUUCUGAACUAGCCAUGUGGAAGAAAUCUUUUGCCAUAAUUAAAAUUGGCCAGUUACCACCACCACUACCACCACCCCAGGCUUUCUGGGAUGUGGGUCAAACACCCACAGCUGCCCCUCGGACAUUUUUUUAACAAAAAAACCAACUCAGGAUACAGAAGGAAACAAUGAUAAGAAUAUCAUUAUUGAAUCAGCUAGCGGCAACUUUUUUGGUUAUUCCGGAGUGAUUUUGGCUCCUGUUUAUCCACUGUCUAGGAAAAAAAAAUCAGGUUUGGAUCUUCUCCAUGAAUGCAAACGUGGAAUUGGAAAUCUUUCCUGCAACAAUGGGCCACUGGAUGAAGCUUAUGCUGUUUACAGGGAGAUGGGAAAUCAAAGCUGUGCUUUAUUAUUAUUUUUUGCCUGGCUUGAACGGGGAAACGCUUUGUCAGUAAAAU
Molecule: messenger RNA, 1947 nt
Organism: Thamnophis elegans (Western terrestrial garter snake)
Lineage: Eukaryota; Metazoa; Chordata; Lepidosauria; Squamata; Natricidae
Gene: WSB2
Product: WD repeat and SOCS box containing 2
Exons: 9
Coding region: 83-1351 (422 amino acids)
Biological process (GO): intracellular signal transduction
Molecular function (GO): protein binding
Source: RefSeq, a predicted model, not a curated record